AUGAAUGCAGAUCUCGAAGUCUUUCCCUGGGCGAAGCAGUACUCUGAAGAAUUCCGGACGUUGCAGCGGCUGAUGAGCCUUCCGCGUGAGGGCGAAUGGUUAGAUGUUGUAUCUCUUGCGGAGGAGGUUGCAUCAUUUGGGCCAGACCGUGCACUAUGUGUCGAUCUAAGAGGUAACAUUGGCCAUCAGAGGGCGCGUAUCAAAGCCAAGUAUUCAAAACUCUCAGGCCACAUCACUGUGCAGGAUUUGGAGGAGAGCGUCAAGGCAGCUCCAUCCAUUGCGGGCGUGGAGUUCAUGGUCCACAACUUCUUCAAUCCACAACCAGUCAAAGGAGCCCCAAUCUACUACCUUGGCAGAAUCCUGCACGACUGGCCGGAUGAAAAGGCAGUGGAGAUCCUCAAAGAUCUCAUUCCCGCUAUGGACGCGGACUCCCGGGUUCUGAUUAAUGACAUGGCACUGCCAUACACAGGCGUACACUGGUGGGUGGCCUGUGUGGAUCUGCAGAUGUAUACUAUGCAUGGCGCAUUGGAGCGGAAUGUUGAUUAG
Messenger RNA from Letharia lupina, 546 nucleotides. RefSeq lists its product as uncharacterized. The record is from RefSeq and is a predicted model, not a curated record. NCBI's taxonomy places the organism in Eukaryota, Fungi, Ascomycota, Lecanoromycetes, Lecanorales, Parmeliaceae. The transcript is spliced from 2 exons. Bases 1 to 546 code for a protein of 181 amino acids. Gene Ontology annotation, molecular function: O-methyltransferase activity.